Microtus ochrogaster (prairie vole) is the source of this 2253-nucleotide messenger RNA. RefSeq names its product ring finger protein 138 (gene Rnf138). Gene Ontology annotation, cellular component: nucleus; site of double-strand break. Gene Ontology annotation, biological process: double-strand break repair via homologous recombination; DNA double-strand break processing involved in repair via single-strand annealing. The record is from RefSeq and is a predicted model, not a curated record. NCBI's taxonomy places the organism in Eukaryota, Metazoa, Chordata, Mammalia, Rodentia, Cricetidae. Gene Ontology annotation, molecular function: single-stranded DNA binding; ubiquitin protein ligase activity.
GCGCUGGCGGCUUCCUGAGCGAGCCGCUUCCUGACACCGCUCCCUCCCCCUUCAGGGCUCUGUCGGGGCCGAGGGCCGAGGGCCGCCACUACCACCCGGGCCCCCGCCGGCGCCGUCGCCGUCUCCUUUCCCGCCCAGCCCCCGCCAUGUCCGAGGAGCUCUCCGCUGCCACGUCCUACACGGAAGACGAUUUCUACUGCCCCGUCUGUCAGGAGGUGCUCAAGACGCCGGUGCGGACCGCGGCCUGUCAGCACGUUUUCUGUAGAAAAUGUUUUCUGACUGCAAUGAGAGAAAGUGGAAUUCAUUGUCCCCUGUGUCGUGGAAGUGUGACGAGAAGAGAAAGAGCAUGUCCAGAACGGGCCUUAGAUCUUGAAAAUAUCAUGAGGAAGUUUUCUGGUAGCUGCAGAUGCUGUUCAAAAAAGAUUAAAUUCUAUCGCAUGAGACAUCAUUACAAAUCUUGUAAGAAGUAUCAGGAUGAAUAUGGUGCUUCUUCUGUCAUUCCAAACUUUAAGAUUUCUCAAGAUCCAGUAAGGAGCAGUAAUAGGAAUGAAACACCUUCAUCUGAUAACACAGAAACUUACCAAGAGAAUACAAGUUCUUCUGGGCAUCCCACCUUUAAGUGUCCCUUAUGUCAAGAGUCAAAUUUCACCAGACAGCGUUUAUUGGAUCACUGUAAUAGUAACCAUCUAUUUCAGAUAGUUCCUGUGACAUGUCCUAUUUGUGUGUCUCUUCCUUGGGGAGAUCCUAGCCAGAUUACUAGAAAUUUCGUUAGUCAUCUAAAUCAAAGACAUCAGUUUGAUUAUGGAGAAUUUGUGAAUCUUCAGCUAGAUGAGGAAGCCCAGUAUCAAACUGCUGUAGAAGAGUCUUUUCAAGUAAACAUCUGAUGUGUGUACACAUCUCUUCAUCCUUGUACCUACAAGUGCCAUCUUUAAGGGAAAGACAUGAAGUCACCAUUUCAGUAAUUUGCUGUGCAUAUUAAUAAAAAUAAUUCACUCUACUGUAUUAGGUUUUUAAUUGAAAAUAAAGGUAGGCUACCCUAACUCCAUUCUCUAGACAGUUACUUUAACAGCAUGGAAAAGGUUGUAUUUUAUUUGUGUGGUGAAAGGGAAUUCCUGUUGUCCUUUUCUUCCUUGUAUUACAUAUUCUGAAUGUUUCAUUAAGUUGUUUUUGAUAUUUGAUACAGUUUCUUCUAUUUACUUUAGUACAAAGGUAACUAGCAAAUUCUGAAAGAUGUGAUUCCUAUAAAAAUAAUAAACCUGAGCCAUUUGUCAGAGUUGCAGAAUGGAAACUUGAAGUGCUAAGUGGGAUAAUCCAAAGGGAUUUUUUAAAGUAUAGAUUCUAGCUGAGGAAUUCAACAAUAAGAAAAUUGUAUUUAUGUAAUGUUUUGUAUUUUUGAAGACUAGUGAAAUUUCUAUAAUAAUUUUGACUUUGAAAGCGUAUUGUGCAAAUGUUUCUUCUUUUGCUUUUAGAUGAACAUAGCAAGAGAAGAGAAAAGAGUUUUCUGUGGUUAGUUUGUUAUUUCGCUCUAGCUUGAGUAAUUUGUAAGCAUAAAUGAGUUGUAUGGCAGUUCUUUGUCGUUAGUAUUUCUCACUAGCUGACUUCAGUCAGUGAUGAUAUCACACUUAAAUUAGUUUUUUAAAAAUCCAAAGUUGAAGAUGUAUGUGGAUAUGUACAUACACUUUAGCAUGUAUCUAUACACAUAUAUCUUUGCCUAGAGUUUGUCAGGUUAUGUAUAGAAUUUCUAUUAAGAGUUUUAAUAAUGGGCAAGCAAUAUAGGAUUGAAGUAUUUAUCUCAUUUGAUUAAAAUUUUGUAUGUUACCAAAUUUUUUAAACAGUAAGCCAAAUAAUAAGUUGUACAGUUGGCUGUUAUUACACCUGAGAAUUUGUUAUAUGGUGCUCAUUAGUUAUAUUUGAAAAUAAUGCAUAAGUGAUGUGGUGAGACUUUACCAGCUACUGUUUGACUACACUUUAGUCAAAACUAAGUUUGUUCAUAGUCUUUGGUGUAAAGUAUUGUAGAGGAGGCCAGGUCACAGAGUAUAGGGUGAAGAGUGAAUUCCUGACAUUCCAUUGCUAACAUACACUGUUAUGCUUUCUUUAAAAUAACUAAACUCAAAAGAAAAUCUCUGAAGUAGUUUGCUGCUAAUAUAUACAUAUAUUGUUUAAAAAAAAGGUAUAUUUUGAUUUUCUUAAUACCCUCUUUCACUUUUCUACAAUAAACGUUUUUUAACUUGAUUUAAUAAAAAUGUUAAUUUU